Trichogramma pretiosum is the source of this 3373-nucleotide messenger RNA. RefSeq names its product probable 28S rRNA (cytosine-C(5))-methyltransferase (gene Nsun5). Gene Ontology annotation, molecular function: methyltransferase activity. Lineage: Eukaryota; Metazoa; Arthropoda; Insecta; Hymenoptera; Trichogrammatidae. Bases 918 to 2852 code for a protein of 644 amino acids. The record is from RefSeq and is a predicted model, not a curated record. Gene Ontology annotation, biological process: rRNA base methylation. The transcript is spliced from 6 exons. Gene Ontology annotation, cellular component: nucleolus.
CGAAUUUUUAGGAUUUUGAGAAAAGAUUUUGUAAUAUACGGCUAACUCAUUCGUUCAUUCAUCGUAUCAACUAAAAAUGAAGAAUAUUUAAACUUAAUUUGCACUAAAAUUUUUCGAGUAGUUCUGUAACUCGAUUAUGAGAAAAGUAAACGUUGCCAUUAUCUUGUGAGAUUCUAUUAUUCAGUGCACGGAUCGCUUCGUGUCGAGGUUCGCUGAAUCAUUAAAGGCCCGAAAUAGCAAAUAUAUACGCGAGUGUUGUAAGAAAUUUUUGUAUAAUCAAUGAUUCAGUAUUGAUUUUUCAUCUUGAACAUCUAAGAAAUGAUAUAGUUAUGUAUUAACGUUUUGUAAGACAAAUAACUUUACUCGUUUUUCACUUGUCUCUCGUUACUCGGCUACGGUGCAUCUAUUCUCGUCCUGUGUUUGUAGUCAGUAUUGAAAAAAACACGAUUAUUAUGAUAAUAAUUUAAGAGUGUAUUUUUAGAUCGUCGGUACUAUAUCUAUUUUUAUCAAUAAAAUGUUUGUUGUUUUUUUUCUUAUGAAAUUUUGGACUUUGAUAAACAGUUGAUUGCAAUAGAAUACAAAACAAAUAUUAUUUGAGCGAAUCGUUCUGAAAAUCAUUAAUGUGUCGGAAAGUUUUUAUUUAAGAUAUUUUUCUCAGGGGUUUUAUAUGGGUUUCAUAUGACUGACGAGGCCGCAUUGACUUGAUAUGACUGGUGCCGGAAUUUUCGGGGCAACGGCCAAGUUAUCCAAGAGCCAUCGUAAGAUAAAACAGACUGUAACAGUGCACAGUAGAUGACUAUAUGUUCGUGUCGUGAAUUUGACCACGUUUCUGCGCCACUAUAACUGUUACAAGUAGUUAUAUUUUUCACUCGUGAAAUUUUUUUUUAUGCUUACAUCAUAUUAAAUAUCAGGGAUCAAUGAAUCAUACUGGUGCCAAUAAGUUUGUACAUUCUAUCAAAGUUCCAAAACUUUUCAAAGAAGCAACGAAAAUUGUUAAAAAAGUUGCUGUUGAUGGUGCUAGUUUCAAAAGUCUUACGGCCAACCCAAGACAUCCAAAUGUCCAAGGGAUCUAUGCAUUGGUUUCGGAGACUUUGCGACAUAGCAAAGAAUUGCAAUAUAUUCUAGACUAUUCUAAAAUUCUUAUUGAAAAUCCAAGAUUUGAUCCUUGGUUAGCAAGAGUAUUGAUUACGGAGUUAUUAUGGGGAAAGAAAGUUUUGAAAUCCGAAGCCAUACCUAUAGUAACUGUAUUGAGCUACAAAGAAAAAUUGCUGAAGGCACUUGAGCAAAUUUCCGAUGCUGUUGCAGAUCCCUCUGACAAAAAAAAAGUUGACUUACCCAGAUAUGUACGUAUUAAUACAUUGUUGAUGAGCAUUGAUGAGGCCUUUGAAGCAUUUUACAACGAUGGUUGGAACCUUUUGCCAAAAUGUGAAGAUUACAAAUCACAUUUGGAAACUUUAUCAAAUAUGGGUCCAGAAGAUUAUAUUCAAGACUUUCACAUACCAGAAGUUUUUGCAUUUCCUCCAGGAACUAAAUUUCAUGAUCACCCAGGAUACUUGAAGGGAAAAUUUUUAUUGCAAGAUAAGGCUAGUUGUUUUCCUGCUUUUUUACUGAACCCGAAACCAAAUUCAUGUAUCUUGGAUAUGUGUUCUGCUCCUGGAAUGAAAACUACUCAUCUGGCGGCCAUUAUUAAUAAUACUGGGAAAAUUUAUGCAGUGGAAUUGCAUGAAGGUAGACAUAAAACACUGUCUGAAUUUGUCAGUCAUACUGGUGCUGAAUGCGUUGAUGUUAUUCAAGCUGAUGCAUUGACAAUUACGCCUGAGCAAUAUCCAAAUGUAGAAUACAUUUUAGUAGAUCCCAGUUGUUCUGGUUCAGGUAUGGCUAGAAUUGAAUUCAUGAACCAAGAUAGAAGAGAUCUAUUCAUUCGUUUGAAAAAACUUCGAAAUCUCCAAGCCAUGAUUCUCACACACGCUCUUUGUGAUUUUCCAAACGUUAAGAAAGUUGUUUAUAGUACUUGUUCUUUAUAUCCUGAAGAAAAUGAAGAGGUUGUAGAUGAAGUAUUCAGAAAAGUUAGUGACAAAUUUAAACUAGUUAACUUAGAAAAAAAAUUGAAUGGUCAGUGGAAUAAUUUCGGGGCUCAGCACAGUAGGUACAGUUGUAGUGAUGGGAAAUCUUUAUAUGCUCUUCCUGAAAAAGAUCUUUGCAAUGGAUUUUUCUUAGCUGUCUUUAAAAGAAAAUCUAGUGCAGAAGUGGAGGAAAAUUUAAUUGAAAAUGAUGAAAUUGAAACAUGUUUGGAUAACCAACAAGAAGAUACAAGUAAAGAUUCAGAAAAAAAGAGAAAAAAUAAGACGAGAUCCAAUCAUCAAGAUUAUUCAGAAAUUAAAACUGAUGAUAAUUUUGAUGAAUCAGUAAUUGAUAAUACUGAAAAAUAUGUCACUGAUGAAGUUCCUAAGAAAAAAAAGAAAAGAAAAAUAGCUGAUCAAAAUAAUAUAGAAAACAAAAUUGAUACUAAUUUUAAUGAUUCUGUAAUUCAUAAUAUCGAAGAAGAUGUUACUGAAGAAGUUCCAAAGAAAAAAAAGAAAAGAAAAAUAGCUGAUCAAGAUAAUAUAGAAAACAAAAUUGAUACUAAUUUCGAUGAAUCAGCUAUUGAUAAUACUGAAAAAGAUGUCACUGAUGAAAGUCCUAAGAAAAAAAAGAAAAAAUCUAGUAAAAAAAUCACAGAUAACACUACCAAUAUAAACGAAAAUUUACCUGAGUUAAAACAAGACAACAUCGUGGAGCAUGAUGAAGUAACUGUGAAAGAUAAGAAGAAAAAGAAAAAGAAGAAAAAUGAUGAAAAAUCAGAAAAUCAUUAACAACGAUUUUCUAAGAAAAACUGAAACUUUUUUAAACAUCUUUUUUAUACAUUUUUCAAGCUAUGCAUUAUGUAUGGAAAUUGAAUACAUGACUUAAAUUACAUUAAAAUCGCUGACACGUUUUUUUAACGUAUACACCCAUACUUUCUCGCAUGUACGGCACACACAUGCAUAUUGUUAUAUGUGAAAUACGCGUAUGCAUACGUGUAUGCAGAAUGUUCUGUAUACUAAUUUGGCCGCGCUUUCUCGAGUUUUUUUUAUAAUAGCUGCGGCUUAUCUUGACUUUUCGUUCGGUACAUACACGGUGACCGCCUACUACCUCGAGAAAACUCGUGAUACCAGUUUUUUUACGCGAUAAUCCGCAUGCAUCGCGCACGAAACUGUUAACUAAAGUUUCAUAUAUUUUUUUAUAUGCAUAGUUUUAGAGGAUCAAUACUUAUGAAGACUUAGAAGUAUUAUUAUUAUGAAAGAUGCAUCUGAUAAAAAAAAUUUAGCACAAACUAUACAUUUUUUUAUGAAAC